AUGGCGACAGAGACCCAUCAUGAACCUCAAUUCCAUUCAACUUUGGACAGCCAUCACUCAGAAUCUGGUCCUUUCCUUCAAAUAUCCACAUCCGUUCUCUCCGAGAAUGACAUCGAAAUCCUUCAAGAAGAAUUGCCUGUGGUAUACGACGGCCAAGUUCCACUUUCUGAAUUACUUUCACGGGUAAUGCAAUCAAUAUAUGCAGAGCUAUCGGAACUGGCUGAAACUAUGCCUGGCAUGUCAGAUGCCGCUCGCAAGCGCACGUUGGCCGACUGGGUGGUCAAAACUAAGAAGCAGGUCGUCAAACUCUACGCUGCUGUUAAAUGGGCACGGGAUGCAGAUACGGUUCAAAAGUCGAUGAAUCAACAAUUUGAGGACGCUGUCAAAGCUUUACAUUAUGGCAAAGAAUCUCUCAAUCCUGCAAAACUUCGAAAUCACGAUUUACUCACAUCCCUCGAUGUUCUCACAAGUGGUUCUUAUCUAAGGCUCCCUACUUGCAUCAAGAACGUAGUCAUUCCACCACCGUUGCUGACAGACGACGAGGUAAAGCGUACCUUGUCAAAUAUGGAGGACGUUAUCCGCUACCGUCUCCGCAUGACGGAGAUCAUACCUGUGGAAAUGUCGCGUCAUCACAUUGGAGAUGGACGAGUUUAUUUUGUUGUUCCCAAGUUAUUCGAAACAUCUCUAUGUCUCCGGGGAGCUGAAAAGGACGACGGGUGGUUCUUCGUCCACGUGGAAUUCUUGUUCAAUGUAGGAGGGGACUCGACUGGACUGCAAGAGUUUCCGCGGGCGCCAAAAGGAAUCACAAAGCGGCACAUCAUGGAUGAAGCGGAUGCUCGCCUUGCAUACUACCUCCCACCACCUAGCACUCAGACCGAAGAACAAACCUCUUCGCGGCCUCAGUUACCAGAAGGCAGGGUCGACACACCUCUUGUUCGCGUGUACAAUUUCUUACAGAUGAUGACAUUGUCAUAUCAACUAGAAAUACUUUGGUAUCAGGUACCGUCGUUCAUAAUUUGCAUGGGAGAUGACUCACAUCAAGCCCAGGCAGAGCGUAUGCGCUUUUUAGGCUGGAAAGAUUACUUGGCAGUCAACAUGAGCCCUAAUCGGAAGACAUUAACAGCAUUGUAUUGGUUGCGCCCAUCAAUCGCAGUAAUUCCAGGUCGACCAUGGAUGAAAAUACCACCGCAAGGUGGAACCCUUAUUGUAUCUAUUGUUGAAGCCAAAACAACCACUACCCGCAAACCGAAGCAACGAGUAUUGGCGCAACUGCAGGAAAGGUCUAAAUUAGGUGACGCGAAACCAUCGGACGAAGUUGAAAGUCUUAAAAUUGUCGUUCAAUGGACGCCAAGUAAAGAAGUAUUUGGGGUGACUUGUUUACCAGCAGAUAUCGUUCUGUCUGAAGACGCAUUGAACGUUGAUGCCGACAGGCUGGACUUUCAGUCAAUGCUGCAAACCGUGAUCAGACAACACACAGGAGCUAUUCUUUCUGCUUUUAAAAGUCGACUUCAGAAAGACAAAACAGAUACUAUCCAAGCUCUACGAAUUCAUCUGUGUGCUGACGAAAUAGUGACCGUCACUGUCGACUCAAGGACAGGUCGUUUAAAUCUUCGUUCCAUUGGCGACUUAGCAACAGCGGGGCGAGGGCCUCGAUUUCUCAAGAUAUCUGAACGGCUAAACGAGGAUCCCAAUCUUUUAUCGGCUUUGACAAAUCUCAGAGUAUUGACUAUCAUUGAUUCAGCAGAACAAAAGGCCAAGUACCUUGGAUUGCAGUCUUAUAGACGUCGUAAUUUCCAGCCAAACGAAAUCUACAAACUUAGAGGGGCACGUGGGACUCUGUUUAUUCAAUUGGCCAACUUCCCCAACUACUACCUCGUUCUCGUUAUCAAAGACAGGGGCUUCAACUAUGCGCUGAUAUCAACUAAGAUAUUGCCAGAGUCAUCAUCCGCUACCAUGGUGAUGGAAGACAUUGCAUUCCUUGAUUUCGAUUCCAUGCCUGGGGAGGACAUCGUGAUUACUGCUCACUCAGCUGAGUUCGACCCUCAUAUCAGCAUGCAACGAAGCCGAGUUUCGGUCGAUGGCAAUGCACGUGGUGACAACCAGGUUGGUCAAACGUCUGGGAGCUUCGAUUUUGAGAUUCAGGCCCUAAGGCAGUUAUACAGUUAUUGCUGUGCUCGCGUGGCCUACUUGAACGUCGAGAGACAAUUUAAGCUGCGUGGAAUUCCCUUUACGCAUGUUGACCCCACUGGUGGUCCGACCUCUGCGGAACUUGGCUACAUACAGUCCUCGCUGGCAAGAUCUGUUCCUGCGUUGUGCGUGCAGUCGAAAGACAUACUAUCCGGCGCUCCAGCAGCUGAAGCUGCCAUGCCCAAUAUCCGCGUCAUUCCACUUAACUGGUGGUCAGAAGACACUGCUCAGGUUGUAACCUGUGUCAAGUUGAAGUACGUUCAACAACCAAUGGGCAAAACCGCUGGUAGAUCUGUCAUCCGUCCCUCAAAACGCAUUGUAUACGACACCAAAGAGGCUGUCGUCUCCUUCCUAUCGGAAAACGUCAACACAUGUGUGGACGAGUUUCUCGAAGAAUGGGCCCGCGUAUCGAAGAUGGUUGUCAUUGCUAGAGAAGUGGCACAGAUGACAAAGGUCAAGGGUUGGCACGAUAUACGCCUGCUAUCCUUCGAUUUGCAGACUGUUGAAUUUGCCUAUGCCCAGGAUUACGCCGUAUCAAUAUCCUGUGAAGAUCAGCUUUCUCUAACGGGGGGCAGUUUUCAUCUUCGUUUCUCCCGAUGUCCUCAGGAUUCUGUAAGAGAUGAAGAAGGUUCUUACAACCCUCAUGACGAGGCGGAAACUUUUAUGAAUAAUAUUCUGCAACACGGUCAUGGACGACUGGCGCCAUCGCUUCAUUGUUUGGUGGCAUUGCUAAGAGACACUCUCCCGAUCGUUGUCGAGUUGGAGUCGAUUCGCCGCUCUAGCAAACAGGGUAGUUGCAUCGACGUCUUUGCCAAAGCCGCUGGCUGGUACCGGUUACUUUACACAGACUUGAAACACGCGCUAGACCUUCGACUCAUGAGUGGUCAACGAGUUGCAAUACUUGAUGCCUCUCACUCUCUUUUUGAGACGAAACGGCAGGGCGGCACGGCUCCUGAGACAGUUGAGAACGAAGUCAUGCUGCGGCCCAUCCCACAUUUCAAGGAAAUAGUCCUGGACGCUGUGAAGCAAGUCAUGCUCGCUGAAAAUGUCCAAAGUCACAACAUUGCUGCAAUUGACGUUGGAGUGGUUUGUGAUACUGAUCUGGUGGGUGCUCUGGGUCGGAUAAUACAUACCAAAGUUGUGGAACAACUGACACCAUGA
Molecule: messenger RNA, 3348 nt
Organism: Laccaria bicolor S238N-H82
Lineage: Eukaryota; Fungi; Basidiomycota; Agaricomycetes; Agaricales; Hydnangiaceae
Exons: 19
Coding region: 1-3348 (1115 amino acids)
Biological process (GO): regulation of transcription by RNA polymerase II
Cellular component (GO): core mediator complex; mediator complex
Molecular function (GO): transcription coregulator activity
Source: RefSeq, a predicted model, not a curated record